UAUCCAGGAGCUAAAUGUUGCUGAUGAUCCAUGGUGUUGCCAUUUAUUAUUAUUUAUUUAUUAACACCCUAACACUAUCAAAAUACUUCUAAAUAUUUGAAACUCUGGUAUUUUUUUUCCAGUAUUUCUCAGUUAGAUUUUUAAGUGUUUUUUUAAAUAAAUAGCAAAUGAGUGUAUGAUUAUUUUCUGCUCUAAAGUCUCAAGACUGAGAGUCUUUGCACAGAGUGGAUGCUGAGGAGUGUACAUGAGACGUCUACGGCUGCAUGUAACAAGACGACGGCAGUAUUCUGUUCCUGGCCCAAACUCUUUAUGGCACAUAGAUGGUCACCACAAGCUUAUAAGGUGGAGAUUUGUUGUCCAUGGUGGGGUGGACGGAUUCAGUCGACUGGUGGUCUACCUGAAUGUGGCUGGCAAUAACAGGGCUAGCACUGUCCUACAGAGCUUUAUCAAUGCCGUUCAGCAGUACGGGCUGCCGUCAAGGGUACGGUCUGAUAAAGGAAGAGAGAAUUCAGACGUAGCAGAAUUCAUGAUCAGGAGCAGAGGUACCAACAGGAACUCUCACAUCACAGGCAGAAGUGUACACAAUCAGCGAAUAGAGAGGAUGUGGAGAGAUGUUUAUGAGCAUGCCCUAGACCUCUUCUAUCAGAUCUUCACUUCAUUGGAAGAUCAGGGAACACUCAAUCCAGACAACCAAGUCCAUCUUUAUGCCCUGCACCGGAUCUUCCUUCCCCAAAUUCAGAGAACCCUCAGCUCCUUCAGAGAUGCUUGGAACUUUCAUGGACUUAGAACUGAAAGGAAUCAAUCACCUAAUGAACUCUGGAGAAGAUACAGAGAGCAAGGCCCCAUGGAGGAUCCUGCAGAGGUUUAUGAAGACUAUGGGAUCGACUGGAAUGGGCCUCACAAUCAGCAUGGAGACACUGUGUCAGUUCCUGAGAUUCAGAUGGCCCGUGAGCUCUCAGAUGAAGAGGUUGCCAUUUUGCCAGUUUCAGGAGUUUCUUUAAAUGAUGCAAUUGGAUCAUAUUUGGAGACAGUGCAAGUUUUGUCAAGAAUCAUUGGAGACUGAUAUCUUAAGCAGGCCUUUUAUUUUAUUUAUUGUGCAAAUGUCACUCAUGAAUUAGUUAACUUGAUUUGUCAAUAAAAAUCUGAAAUAAUAA
Molecule: messenger RNA, 1154 nt
Organism: Labrus bergylta (ballan wrasse)
Lineage: Eukaryota; Metazoa; Chordata; Actinopteri; Labriformes; Labridae
Source: RefSeq, a predicted model, not a curated record